Molecule: messenger RNA, 1724 nt
Organism: Baudoinia panamericana UAMH 10762
Lineage: Eukaryota; Fungi; Ascomycota; Dothideomycetes; Mycosphaerellales; Teratosphaeriaceae
Exons: 1
Coding region: 240-1649 (469 amino acids)
Biological process (GO): proteolysis
Molecular function (GO): metallodipeptidase activity
Source: RefSeq, a predicted model, not a curated record
AUCGUCGCCUUGAAGCGAUGCCAUUGACGUCCACUGCACGGUCUAGCCUGCCGUAGCAACGUGACUGGGCGCAGCUUUCGAGCUCCGCUUCCGACGCGAUCAUCGCCCUGCUUGUUAAGCCGAUAAGUUAUCUAUAGCUGUUGUCCUCAGCCUAUUCCGCCCACAUGUAAGUUUAUAGUGAUCUCUGACCUUUUCGCUGCCUGUCUUCCGCAUCGGCGGUUGAUUAGCUGGUGCACGAAAUGGAGCACAAGCCUCUUCUCUCUAACCGAACACUGGACGGUGUGCAGUAUGCAAAGCCAGCGGUCAACAAGCCCGUGCGAAGGCUACGGUUUCCGCUGGCCAUCGCUGGUGUAAUACUGGCUCUGCUUCUGCUCCUCCGAACUCUAGGCCUAUUGAUUGGCAUCUUGCCGUGGACAACGCAGACUGGAGCGGCUAGCUUACUUUCUAAAUACCCGCUCAUUGAUGGACACGUCGAUUUCUUAAUCUUAGUGCGAGCAAUGUACGGCAACCGUAUCUACGAGAAGAACUUCACCAAGCCAUUCGAGGAGGGUGGACUGUACGGGCACGUCGACAUUCCCAAACUGGAUGCUGGCCACAUGGGAGGCGCCUUUUGGUCUGCCUGGGUACCAUGUCCGUCAGACGGUUUCGACUUCUCUGACGAGGUGUAUGCCCCGUUUGUCAAAGCGACGUUGGAGCAGCUCGACCUUUACAAUCGACUGUCCGUGAGGUAUCCCAAGUACUUCACUCUGCCAAGAAGUGCGGCCGAAGCGGAGCAGAAUUUUUACAGAGAAGGCAAGCUCAUCUCGCCAUUAGCAAUUGAGGGUCUGCAUCAAAUUGGGAACUCGUUGGCGACACUGCGUCUGUAUCACCGACUUGGCGUCAGGUACAGCACUCUGACCUGGAAUUGCCACAAUAAGUACGCCGAUGCUGCCGCUGUCACUGUCGAUGGCGAAUUCGGCAAGUCAAAGCCGUACCAUGGCGGCGUAAGCAAGGCUGGGCACGAGUUGAUCUUGGAGAUGAAUAGGUUAGGAAUGCUUGUUGAUCUCAGUCAUGUCUCAAUAGACACCAUGCGAGAUGUGCUUGGCGGCGCUCCAGAGAAAGGCUGGAAUGGUAGCAUUGCACCGCCAAUCUUCAGUCAUUCCAGCGCAUACGCACUCUGUCCACACCCCCGCAACGUCCCCGAUGAUGUGCUACAGCUUGUCAAGGAGCGCAACAGUUUGGUCAUGGUUAACUUCGCUCCGGACUUUGUCAGCUGCAAGUCGAGCAACAACACGAACGGCUUGCCAGACUUCGUUGAGGAGACGAGCACUCUUGAGCACGUGGUGGAGCACAUCAUGCAUAUCGGUGGGCUAAUAGGGUACGACCACGUCGGUUUGGGGAGCGACUUCGACGGCAUUCCAAGCACACCAAGAGGGCUGGAAGGCGUGGAGAAGUACCCGGACCUCGUACAGAUGCUGCUCGACAAAGGCGUCAAGGAGCAUGAUGUUGGGAAAGUCGUUGGCAGGAAUCUGCUGCGAGUAUGGCACGAAGCUGACAGGGUGGCGGCAAGGUUGCAAAAGGAGAUUGACCCAGUCGAGGACGCGCCUUCUAAGAUACUGAGAGAGCAAGAAGUGACAAUUGGAGACAUAAUGCCGCCACUGGCGUUCUAGAGAUACCUGGUGUGUAACAUGGUCGCAAACUGGUAGUCUGUUUGGCCUGCGCCUCAACGCAGGUCUUUGUUCUUC